Messenger RNA from Ochotona curzoniae (black-lipped pika), 3751 nucleotides. RefSeq names its product forkhead box P4 (gene FOXP4). Gene Ontology annotation, molecular function: RNA polymerase II cis-regulatory region sequence-specific DNA binding; DNA-binding transcription repressor activity, RNA polymerase II-specific. The transcript has 17 exons. Bases 97 to 2148 code for a protein of 683 amino acids. The record is from RefSeq and is a predicted model, not a curated record. Gene Ontology annotation, cellular component: nucleus. Gene Ontology annotation, biological process: regulation of transcription by RNA polymerase II. Lineage: Eukaryota; Metazoa; Chordata; Mammalia; Lagomorpha; Ochotonidae.
CCGGCUGCGCCCCGAGCGAGCCCCAUGCCCGGCGCGGACUGACGGGCCGGAGCCCGCACGGAGCGACCGGGCGGGACAGGUCCCGCUUAGAGCGACAUGAUGGUGGAAUCUGCCUCGGAGACAAUCAGGUCGGCACCAUCCGGUCAGAACGGUGUGGGCAGCCUCUCUGGGCAGGCUGAUGGUGGUGGCAGCACGGGGGCUGGGACCACAGGGACGGCUGGAGGCAGCACGGGCAGGGACGCAGCCCCUGGCAGCGGAGACAGCAAUGGUGAGAUGAGCCCAGCGGAACUGCUGCACUUCCAACAGCAACAGGCUCUCCAGGUGGCCCGGCAGUUCCUGCUGCAGCAGGCCUCAGGCCUGGGCUCCCCGGGCAGCAACGACAGCAAGCAGUCCGCCUCUGCCAUGCAGGUGCCCGUGUCAGUGGCCAUGAUGUCACCACAGAUGCUCACCCCCCAGCAGAUGCAGCAGAUCCUGUCGCCCCCGCAGUUGCAGGCCCUGCUCCAGCAGCAGCAGGCACUCAUGCUGCAGCAGCUGCAAGAGUAUUAUAAGAAGCAGCAAGAGCAGCUCCAUCUACAACUCCUCACCCAGCAGCAGGCUGGGAAACAGCAACCCAAAGAGGCACUGGGGAACAAGCAGCUGGCCUUCCAGCAGCAGCUCCUGCAAAUGCAACAGCUGCAGCAACAGCACCUGCUCAACCUGCAGAGGCAGGGGCUGGUUAGCCUGCAGCCCAGCCAGGCUUCCGGGCCCCUGCAGACCCUCCCGCAAGCAGCUGUGUGCCCAUCGGACCUGCCCCAGCUGUGGAAGGGCGAGGGUGCCUCUGGGCAGCCUGCCGAGGACAGCGUCAAGCAGGAGGGGCUGGAUCUCACUGGCACGGCCGCCACCACUACCUCGUUCGCCGCCCCACCCAAGGUCUCACCUCCCCUCUCCCACCACACCCUGCCUAACGGACAGCCCACUGUGCUUGCGCCCCGGAGAGACAGCUCCUCCCACGAGGAGACCCCUGGCUCCCACCCCCUCUAUGGACACGGAGAGUGCAAGUGGCCAGGCUGUGAGACCCUGUGUGAAGAUCUGGGCCAGUUUAUCAAACACCUCAACACCGAGCACGCCCUGGACGACCGGAGCACGGCCCAGUGCAGGGUUCAGAUGCAGGUGGUGCAGCAGCUGGAGAUCCAGCUUGCCAAGGAGAGUGAGCGGCUACAGGCCAUGAUGGCCCAUUUGCACAUGCGGCCCUCGGAACCCAAGGCCUUCAGCCAGCCGCUGAACCCGGUCCCUGGCUCCUCGUUCUCCAAGGUGACCGUCUCUGCAACAGACUCCUUCCCUGAUGGUCUUGUGCACCCCCCGACCUCAGCCGCCGCCCCUGUUACCCCCCUACGACCUCCAGGCCUGGGUUCUGCUUCCCUGCACAGCGGGGGCCCUGCCCGCCGGAGAAGCAGCGACAAGUUCUGCUCCCCCAUCUCCUCAGAGCUGGCCCAGAAUCACGAGUUCUAUAAGAAUGCUGACGUCAGGCCACCUUUCACCUAUGCUUCCCUCAUCCGCCAGGCCAUUCUGGAAACCCCCGACAGGCAGCUGACCCUGAACGAGAUCUACAACUGGUUCACCAGGAUGUUUGCCUACUUCCGCAGGAACACUGCCACCUGGAAGAAUGCUGUGCGCCACAACCUCAGCCUGCACAAGUGCUUUGUCCGUGUGGAAAACGUCAAGGGUGCUGUGUGGACCGUGGAUGAGCGAGAGUAUCAGAAGCGGAGACCGCCAAAGAUGACGGGGAGUCCCACCCUGGUGAAGAACAUGCUGUCAGGCCUCAGUUAUGGAGCACUUAAUGCCAGCUACCAGGCCGCCCUGGCCGAGAGCAGCUUCCCCCUCCUGAACAGCCCGGGUGUGCUGAACCCCGGCUCGGCCAGCAGCCUCUUGCCCCUCAGCCACGAGGACAUGGGUGCCCCGGUGGAGCCGCUGCCCAGCAAUGGCAACAGCAGUCCCCCUCGCCUCUCCCCUCCCCAGUACAGCCACCAGGUACAGGUGAAGGAGGAGCCAGCCGAGGCGGAGGAGGACAGACGGCCUGGGCCCCCCCUCGUACCUCCCAACCCCAGUCCAGUGGGGCCUCCAGAAGACAGGGACCUGGAGGAGGAGCUGCCGGGAGAGGAGCUGUCCUAAGGGCCUGUCGUCAGGCACGGGCAGGGCAGGGGUGAGACCCUUCCCACCCGGGACCCAGGCCACCCACCCCCCACUCCUCAGCCCCUCCCGAACCUCAAGGCACUUCCAGAACUGAGUUGGGGGAGAUCCCGGCCAGGGUGUGACCUGACAGAGGAACACACUUGGGACAGGCAUGACCCUGCCCAAAGCCCCCACCCCCGAGGGGACACCGAGGACACGGAGGGUCCAGAACCCCUCUCAGACCUUCCCCCACGUCUGAUCCCUGCCCCCGCCCCCAACCACCAGCAGUAGCAGGGCCCUCCUCCCCCACCAGCUCUCCCCCCAACAGGGCCCCUCAAGCGCCAUGGAGACCCGCAGGCGGGGCUAAGUCACCCUCACACCCCAGCCCCUGGCACCUGGCUCCAGCAGUGCUUUCUGGCCAGAGGCCCCCCGACUUCCCUGAUGUGUGCCCCCUUCCACCGCCUUUUCCGUACUGUGAAGAGAGAACUCUGCCCCCGGCCCUCCCAACUACUACCCCUGCCCGACCUUGCAGAGGGACAGGGUGGAGAGGGGGGAGCCAGAAGGUACGGGAGAUGGGGACUUCAGACCAGCCCUGGAAGAAAUCAACUCCAUGGCUGUUGGGGUGGGAUUAGCUGUGUGCCCUGCAGACAUCUCCCCAACUUGAGAUGGGACCCAGGCUGAGCUGGGCCACCCCCUCCUCACACCCCCACACGCUGGGCACCAAGGAGGCUCCAUGCCCAUCUUCUGCACAGAGAAACCCGUGCCAGGUGGACCAAUGCCCAGGAGGCCGGGGUUGGGGCCGGGGUUGGGGCCGGGGCAGUGCCUGGAUGGUGGGGAUGCGCCCAGGGAAAGAGGGCCAAGACCCAGCUUGGCUGCUCCAGCCUGCAGGUUCCCGGCGUCCUCCCUGUCCCCCAGUUAAACGGAUGACCAAAGACCUUUCUUAUGCCGGAAGCAAAAACCAAAACUUUCUGUUGGCUCUUUUCCUUUGUCGCCUCCCAGACUCCCCCGUCCCUGCCCAGACACCUGUCCCCCACCCCAGACAUCCCCCCACCCCUUGCCCGCCGGCUGGAAGCCCUCCCUCCACUUAAGUUAUUGUUUUAAACCAAAGUUUACAGUGUCUGUUGGUGGCAAGACCCUCUCCCUCCAUCCUUCCUCCACCUGACCCAGGGACCCUCCCCCCCCGUAGGACUCAGUAGGGGUGGAGAGGCCUUGUUCCUCUGGGCUCUUGUCCAGCUUUGGGUGGGUUGGUUAAGGAAAAAAGAGAGGGUUGGGGUACGGUGGUCCCACACGCCCUGGACUGCUUCCCGAGGGGACUCUCCAGGAACAAGUCCCCCAUUGUGCUGGGAAUGUGGAUUCCAGCAGAAAGGGCUGGAAGAGGAAGUGAGUCUCCCCAGACCCCCUAUGGGGGACCCCCGUUCCCCGACUUCAGGCUGAGACGGGGUUUAUCAGGUGCUCGGAACACCCGGCCAGGCCCCUUGACCGAGAAGGCUCCUGGACACUGCCCGAGACCCUCCCCACCCCCAUGCACCCCUCCUGAGAGGCGGGGCCUCCGCCCCACCCCGUGUACCCCCCACCUGUGUUCGUUUGACCAGCACAGAAAUAU